GGAAGUGGGAGGUAAUCGGAUUAAAGUGAAUUUGGUUCAAAUUGGGGCUUUUGACAGCAGGUCCUGCACUCAGGCACAAGUAGCCAUCCACAGUGGACCUCGUCAUCAUUCACUAGGAGUAGGGAAAGCAGCAGAGCAACAAACAGCCAACAUGCCAGCUGAUUUGAACGGAUAUUGGAAAAUGAUUUCCAAUGAUAACUUUGAGGAGUAUCUGAAGGCUCUCGAAGUAAACAUCGCCAUCAGGAAAAUCGCCACCUUGUUGAAGCCUGACAAGGACAUUGUCCACGAUGGGGACCACAUAAUCAUCAAAACCCUCAGCACCUUCAAAAACUACAACAUGGACUUCCAUGUGGGCAAAGAGUUUGAGGAGGAUCUGUCUGGAGUGGAUGACAGGAAAUGCAUGACCACCAUCACCUGGGAGGGAGACAAGCUGGUGUGUGUGCAGAAGGGAGAGAUUGAAGGAAGAGGCUGGACCCACUGGGUGGACGGAGAUGAGCUUCAUCUGGAGCUGAGAGCUGCCGGAGCUGUUUGCAAGCAGGUCUUCAAGAAGACCUAAGCUGGCUCUUAUUGGACAAGACGGUGUCCCCGGCUGACAUCGGCUUACAGAGACGCUCCACACCCAUGCCUCUGACGUACCAUCCAACUUUCCCUUUGGUCGUUUGUACAUCUCUCCAUGUGUCCAUCUACCCAUGUGAUUUUCAUUAUGAAUAUUAUUUUCUUGAAACACUCAUUUAUUUUUCAUCAAUAGCCUACUGUUGCCAAAGCCAAUUCAAAGGGGCGGGGCAGUGUGUAUCAUGUAACAUCACAAAAUGCAAUCCUGUAAAUAUGUCUCAGGGCAAGUGCUCUUUUAAUUACCAAGUUUAGAUGUGUUGGACACAUGCAUACCGCUACUAUAGGUGUAGCUGAUCUGACAGGUGAGCCAGAUUGAUGAACGCAAUGCUCUGCCUUGGAAAAGUAAUGGAUGGCAGUGAAGAGAAGAGAGCAGUGGGUUCAUCCCAUUUUAGUUCUUUGAGUCAUUGCUGUGGAUGGAAAAAGAUGAACAUCUGUAUGUGUGAGGGCUGUAAACGUCUUUGCUACGGAUGCUUAGUCUCAAGAAUGGAUAUAAAAUGUGAUGUGUGUAUUUAUCCCUCCCAAUUCAUUUGGGAACGUGCCAUAAAAUUAAUCAGUCAAUAAAGUAAACAGUGCUCAA
Sander lucioperca (pikeperch) is the source of this 1189-nucleotide messenger RNA. It is a transcript of the gene rbp1.1, whose product is annotated as retinol binding protein 1, cellular, tandem duplicate 1. Bases 152 to 556 code for a protein of 134 amino acids. The transcript is spliced from 4 exons. Gene Ontology annotation, molecular function: fatty acid binding. Gene Ontology annotation, biological process: fatty acid transport. Gene Ontology annotation, cellular component: cytosol; nucleus. The record is from RefSeq and is a predicted model, not a curated record. NCBI's taxonomy places the organism in Eukaryota, Metazoa, Chordata, Actinopteri, Perciformes, Percidae.